Molecule: messenger RNA, 1008 nt
Organism: Ordospora pajunii
Lineage: Eukaryota; Fungi; Microsporidia; Ordosporidae
Product: glyceraldehyde3-phosphate dehydrogenase
Exons: 1
Coding region: 1-1008 (335 amino acids)
Biological process (GO): glycolytic process; glucose metabolic process
Cellular component (GO): cytosol
Molecular function (GO): NAD binding; NADP binding; glyceraldehyde-3-phosphate dehydrogenase (NAD+) (phosphorylating) activity
Source: RefSeq, a predicted model, not a curated record
AUGCAGGAUGCAGACCUGGCCAUGAAGGUUGGAAUAAAUGGAUUCGGAAGGAUUGGGAAGCUGGUUUACAGGAUUCUGAACGAGAGAGGAAUACAUGUGGAGGUGGUUAAUGAUCCGUUUGUUACGCCCGAGUAUGCAGAGUAUCUUCUGAAGUACGACAGUGUGUUUGGAAAGAGGAGCGAGUAUAAGCUUAAGGAUGGCAGGAUGUGGUAUGGCGAAAGAGCAACAACGCUGACAAGCUUCAAAAGGCCCGAUGAGAUACCAUGGAGCAUGCACGGAGUGGAUGUGGUGGUAGAGGCAAGCGGGGUGUUUACCACAGUUAGUGAGUGUGAGGGGCACAAGGAUGUUGCUGCAGUGCUGAUAACUGCGCCAAGCAAGGAUGCGCCUAUGUUUGUGUAUGGAGUUAAUCAUCACGAUUAUGAUAUGCAGAGGAUUGUUAGUAAUGCAAGCUGCACAACGAACUGCUUGGCGCCAUUGGCCAAGGUGCUGGACGACAGCUUUGGGAUAGUCGAGGGGCUGAUGACCACUGUGCAUGCAGUCACUGCAACACAGAACAUAGUUGAUGGGCUGGGGAAGUGCCGUAGGAGCGGGAGGUCUGGGAUGAGCAACAUCAUUCCUUCAAGUACGGGAGCAGCAAUGUCUGUUGGAAAGGUUAUUCCCUCGUUAGCAAGCAAGCUAAACGGAAUGGCAAUGAGGGUUCCUGUUUCGAACGUAAGCGUUGUUGAUCUGGUGUGCAGAACACAGAGGGAAGCAACGAUUGAGCAGAUAGCAGAUGCGGUUGACAAAUACUCCAUCGCAAACAACGGGAUCAUGGGGACAACAAGAGAUUGUGUUGUAAGCAGCGACUUCAUUGAGGAUUCAAGAAGCUCGGUAUUUGAUGUUGGCGCAAGCAUGGCAAUGGGAACCAACUUUUUUAAGCUGAUAUGCUGGUAUGACAAUGAAUAUGGAUACUCGUGCAGAGUAUGCGACCUGUUGCAGUAUGUCUACAUGAGGCAAGCACAGAAAUAA